UGACGACUGGAUAGGAGUCAUUCCGCGUCGUAUACGACUGUUAUCUGAAAAGUAUGAAAUGCCGGUUCCACGUUCCGUCUUCAUGUCAUCUGAACGUCAAGCAAAGUGUCGUACACUAUUCAAUGACUAUCUAGCUGGAGCGAUGCAUCGUUUACAAAAUAUGUUCAAAGAAACCCAACGAAUCAUCUCAGGAAACAGGGACCAACUCGAAAGUCGUGGUGAAGUUAGCGAAGAGAGGCAAGAACGGGCGGAGCAUUUAAUGUCAGCCUGUCGUAAAUUUCAUGAGUCCUUAAGUACUUUAGCUGAUCUUUUGGACGCAGAUCCACCACUUGAUUUUUCAUCUAUGAUAAAAGAUGAAUCUAUGUCAGACUUGACCGCACCUGAUUCAGUCGAAAAAGUUAUUCAUGAAGAGGUUAAUCUGUUUGAAGAUGAAGAUACACGUUUAUUUUACGAAAGUCUACCUGAUAUCAAAGCAAUGGUACCUGCGAUCCUUUAUAAAGAAAGUGAACAAGCUGGUGUAGAAUCAAAUCAGUUAAAGAAUGAGGAUGGAGAUCCUGCCGGAAGUGAAGAUAUUGAUAUUGACACCGUUGAAUCAGAAUUAGCUAAAGAAGAAGCAUUAAUUCGAGUAUCAGAAGAUGGUAAUGAAUCAACUAAUUGCACAUCUAUACCUGAUAAAUCAAAACCAUAUCUGUUAAAUACCGAUGAUGGUGAAGAAGAUCUAAAUCCUUCGGGGAAAGUUCUCAUGGAAACGUUUUUAACCCAAUUACCAAACUGCAUUAAUCGGGAUCUCAUCGAUCGAGCAGCUAUCGACUUUUGUUUGAAUUUAAAUAAACGGGCAAAUCGUCGACGGCUUGCUAAAGCUUUAUUUAGUGUUCCAAGAACGCGUUAUGAUUUAUUACCAUUUUAUGCGCGCCUUGUGGCUUCAUUAGCCCCAGUGAUGCCUGACUUGGUACAAGAUAUCAAUUCUAUGCUUACUGCAGAAUUCCGUUGGCGUCUAUCUAAACGAGAUCAAUUAAAUAUCGAAUCCAAAUUGAAAGUGGUUCGAUUUAUUGGGGAACUUGUCAAAUUUAAGAUUUAUCCAGCUCAUCAAGCUUUGACUUGUUUAAAACAACUUCUUCCUCAAUUUGUACACCAUAACAUCGAUAUGGCCUGUGCUUUAUUGGAUACUUGUGGGCGUUUUCUUUAUCGUUUACCUAUAUCACAUAAACGUACAAAAGUUUAUUUGGAAAUAAUGCUUAGAAAAAAAGUUGCUUUACAUAUGGAUCAGCGUUAUUCUAUUAUGAUUGAAAAUACAUAUUAUUAUUGUAAUCCACCACCGUCCAAUCGCCAGAUUGUCGAACCUGUGAAGUUGACACCUCAAAUGAUGUUUAUACGUCAUAUUUUGCUAACGAAAUUGGACCGAACUACCGUUAAUACUACUUUACGGCUAAUUCGAAAAAUGGAUUGGGAUGAUCAAGAA
Schistosoma bovis is the source of this 1459-nucleotide messenger RNA. The record is from the annotation of a GenBank genome assembly. NCBI's taxonomy places the organism in Eukaryota, Metazoa, Platyhelminthes, Trematoda, Strigeidida, Schistosomatidae.